AAGUAGGUUGACAGUGGCCUUGGAUGACCGAGAUUCUCAGGCCGUGGCUGUCUGGCGCAUCUUCAGUUCACCUCACACUCAGGGUUCCUUGGGAAGGAGGUUCUGGAGCCGCGGUCCACCAUUAGGACGAUGAUUGUCAGGUUGCUCUUGGCUUUUAACUUCUUCCCCUCAAUUCAAGGAACAGAAAAUAAGAUUUUGGUGAAGCAGUCUCCCAUGCUCGUGGUGCAAAACAACGAGGUCAACCUCAGCUGCAAGUAUACGUACAACCUCUUUUCGAAGGAGUUCCGGGCAUCCCUUUAUAAGGGAGCAGAUAGUGCUGUGGAAGUCUGUGUAGUGAAUGGGAACUUUUCACAUCCACGUCAGUUUCAUUCCACUACGGGGUUCAGCUGCGAUGGAAAAUUGGACAAUGAAACAGUGACUUUCUUCCUCAAGAAUCUGCACGUUAACCAAACAGAUAUUUACUUCUGCAAAAUCGUGAUCAUGUAUCCUCCUCCUUAUAUAGACAACGAGAAGAGUAAUGGAACCAUCAUCCAUGUGAAAGAGCAACAUUUUUGCCCAGCUCACCUAUCUUCAGAAUCAUCAACGUUCUUUUGGGUGCUGGUGGUCGUUUGUGGAGUCCUGGCUUUCUACAGUAUGCUGCUCACAAUUAUUCUUUUUUCUUGCUGGAUGACAAGUAAGAAGAAUAGGCUCCUUCAGAGUGACUACAUGAACAUGACCCCCCGCAGGCCUGGGCCCACCCGCAAGCACUACCAGCCCUAUGCUCCAGCACGAGACUUUGCAGCCUAUCGCUCCUGACACGGACGCCUAUCCAGAAGCCAGCCGGCUGGCACCCCUUCACCUGCUCACCAACACUGCUCUGGAUAGGAAAGAAUUGCCUCAUCUUCAGCCGGCCAUCGUGGGUCCCUGUUAGGCCACCAAUGUCAAUUUUUCCUAAGUGACUAGACCAAGGCGCAAGAUCGUUCUGAAACUCUAAAAUGAAAUCAAGGAAAUUUGCCAUAGUGGGCUCUGUCAUAGCGGCAGGGCCGUGAUCCAAAUUCAAACUUACCAUGUAUUUAUUGAUAUCAAGAAAGAAAAGUGGAUUCUGUUAGCCUUAAAAUCUGCUUCCAAGCUGCUGACUGGGUCCAGUUCUUGCCUCAUGCACCUGAGCAUCUCAGUCAAGCAAAAUGCAAUAGUCAAAGACAUUUUAGGUGGAGAAGGGCUAGACUAUCCCUCCCCUGUUAAGUGGGUAUUUUGGGUGGGUUAGAUUAGAGUGUGGGCUUGGUAGGGAGACUGAAAUAUUUUAAAACUGUUAAAACACUGUCUGUCAUUCAUGAAAUGAGCCAUUUUGUUCAUUUUUAGUGCUUCUACCCCCAUUAUCUCACAUUAGUUUAGAGAUAUAGACAUUGCUUUUGCUGAGCUCUAAUUGAGUUUAGUAAUCUUGGCCACUGAUUAUCCCUUUAAAGUAACAUUAGGCAAACCAACUUGCCUUCCUCACACCUGAGAUGGGAAUUCAGCAUUCAUAUUCAUGGCAUGAUUGCCAAAGAAUAAAUGCAUCCUUCCACAUCAAUAAGAGUGUGUGAAGAAAUAAGGUCACUUUAUGGCAAACAUAUUUGAAUACUAUAAAGGAUAACUUGCUCGCUAGAUCAUUCCAUUCAAGUCAUAGGGUGAUGUCUGUGCUUCCUGUUUGCACAGUUGGUUUCUUCAUUGCGUGGGUGGAGAUUUGAAUGGGAUGUGGAGAGAAUGUCCACUAGGAAAGUGUUAAGCUUGUGAAAGAGAUGUUCACAUUCACUGGGGCAUGAGGAAUGAGUUCUGAGAAACUUCCUGUGAAGUAGAGAGAUCAAAAGGAAACAGCAUGACGUUUGGCAUGUGCUGAGGAGCUGGCCAGCCUUGGGAGGAAGUUCCCAAAGACAUUAGGCAUUAGGCAGAGGGAUCUGUGGGGAGAAUUCCUUGACAGGAAUGUUCCGUGCUUGGAACUCAGAGCUCCAGAACCCCAUGUUUGUUCCUGAAAGCUGUAUGGCCACUGAUACGGACAAGUAUUUUGGAGCAUGUCUUUUGAGACCCUUCAAAGUCCUCAAGAGACUACAGGGCCUGACUCUGGAAGGACUGUGGAUAUUUUGUUGCCUCUGAUUUGGGUCAACUGAAUCAUGGCCAAGGGAUCUUGAAGAAAGACUCUACUGCACCUUUACAGUUCAUCCAGUGCUCUGGUUAUUCAGGCAUUGAGGAGCUUUGGUUCUAGAAGCUGGUAGACCAUGUUCAUGUCCUGGUACUAGUUGAAUGUCUUCAGGCAAAUCACUUGAUGUUUAAGACCGUGCUUCUAUAACUAAACUAGAGGCAAAUGAUCACAAAUGUCUGUUCAUGGACUACAAUCUCUGUGAGGACACAGCCCAAGUCUGUCUUUGCUUUGCUCAUCUCUGGCAUUUCGCCUCAUGCCUGACAUGUAAUGUUAGCUGUGAAUCUUAUUGCCAUAUAGAGAAAUUUUUCACAAAAAGUAAACUGGGCAAUAAUCUAAGAAGUGAUUGUAAUGCACAUUUAAACCCACUACGAAGGGAUGAGGUGCUAAAAGUAUGAAAACCUCUUCAUUUUCAUCAUUUUCCUGUUUCUUAGAAUAUCUUAUAACAAAUUGUAGGGCAUUUCCUCCUUACUUCUUUGUAUAUAAAAAAAAGCCUUAGAACAUUUUUCUAAACAUGGGGAGGAGGAGAUGGGUUGGAAUCUUAUUAUUUCAAACAGAAAAUGCUGUACUCAGUUGAUUUUCAAAUGGGCUUCCAUUUCAUGAAUUUGAUUAAAUUCAAAGAAGGUCAAAUGCAGCAGUACUUGGGAGAUAAAGGACUGCUGAAUAUACAGCAGCCCUUGUGCUACUGCUAGGCUCUUGGCAUACCAAGUUCUUCUAUCUAACUUAUCAGAUUGUAUUUUAAAAUGACAAAGCUGGAGAGUUUUUAGAAAGGACAGUAUCAAAUAAAUAAAUAAACUUGAAAAAAAAUGGAAAGAUUUGAUCUUUGGUAGUAAGUGGUUUUCUUUUCUAACUGGAAAAGUGGGUUUACUAAAGAUGAAUCACACUUGAGAUUUUUCUUACUCACUCUGAACAGGACCAAAGUAGAAAUAUUAUCUAGGGAAGUCCAUUUUCACUAUUAGUGUGAAGAAAGAAAUGGCUUAAAAACAGUGGUUAGAGCAAUGCUUUUACAGUUUCAGAUAUAGUAAUUAUGAAGAAAACAAUGUCAUUUGCUGCUAUUAUUAUUCUAACAGUCUUACUGGCAUUCCUAUACUUUUUGAUUGUGAGCUGAACUGUCUUGGGCUGAGCAUGUCAAGUUAAGGAGACCAAGUGUACAUUAUAUUUCGUGUAUUCAGUGAUAAAAUUGCUAAAUUAC
This is a messenger RNA of Ochotona curzoniae (black-lipped pika), 3341 nucleotides long. RefSeq names its product CD28 molecule (gene CD28). The coding region runs from base 130 to 795 and encodes 221 amino acids. Gene Ontology annotation, cellular component: external side of plasma membrane; membrane. The transcript is spliced from 4 exons. The record is from RefSeq and is a predicted model, not a curated record. Lineage: Eukaryota; Metazoa; Chordata; Mammalia; Lagomorpha; Ochotonidae. Gene Ontology annotation, biological process: positive regulation of T cell proliferation; immune response; T cell activation.